AUGUUCGAUCCUGGGGAGUUGAGCGUCGUCGUGGAGAUGACUCAAGCCAUGCAUGCCUCUGUGAAGGCUUUUAUGGAUACAGACUUCGCUUCGUAUCUCUGCUUGGGUGAGCUUGACCUGGGAGGCCUCUGCCAAUUGUGCAAUGAUCCUGAUGUCGAGGAUGUUCCUCCAGAACAUGAUCCUUCCCAAGCUGGUGCCUCCUCUGAUUCGCUUGAGACGAUGUCUCAAAGACAAUAUUGUUAA
Lactuca virosa is the source of this 243-nucleotide messenger RNA. The record is from the annotation of a GenBank genome assembly. Lineage: Eukaryota; Viridiplantae; Streptophyta; Magnoliopsida; Asterales; Asteraceae.